Messenger RNA from Vicia faba (fava bean), 885 nucleotides. NCBI's taxonomy places the organism in Eukaryota, Viridiplantae, Streptophyta, Magnoliopsida, Fabales, Fabaceae. The record is from the annotation of a GenBank genome assembly.
AUGGACGGUAAUCACGGGGAUCAUUCGCGAAUUCAGACUAGUGAUGGACACCAUCCUAUACAUAUGUCAUAUGAACAUCAUGGAUUGCACCAUAUGAGCAAUGGGAAUGGGAUGGAUGAUGAUCAAAAUAACGAUGAUUCUAACUGCGGUGGAAGUGAAAAUGCGGAAGGUGAAGUACCUUCCAACAAUGGAAAUCUUCAUGACAAUCAAAGUUUAGUAAUGGAUCAAGGGAAUAAUGAUAUUGGAGAUCAGCUUAGUUUGUCUUUUCAAGGACAGGUUUAUGUCUUUGACUCGGUGUCACCAGAAAAGGUUCAAUCUGUACUUCUGUUACUCGGAGGCCGUGAACUACCUCCAACCGUACCUUCCAUGCCAAUUUCUCCUGACGAAAAUAACCGGGGAUUUACUGGCACUCCACAAAAAUUCAGCGUCUCUCAAAGAUUAGCUUCUUUGAUUAGAUUUCGUGAAAAGCGGAAGGAGCGAAAUUUUGACAAAAAAAUUCGUUAUACUGUUCGCAAGGAAGUAGCACUAAGGAUGCAAAGAAAUAAAGGCCAGUUUACAUCUUCCAAGUCCAAUCAUGAUGAGUCUGAAAUAAAUUGCGGAACAAAUGAAGGGUUGAUGGUAGACAAUAAUGGAUCCCAACAGCAAGAUACUGUUUGUAGGCACUGUGGCAUCAGUGAGAAGAGCACGCCAAUGAUGCGACGUGGACCUGAAGGGCCAAGAACCCUCUGCAAUGCUUGUGGACUUAUGUGGGCAAAUAAGGGAGCUCUUAGGGACCUAUCAAGGGCCACAACCUUGCCAGCACACAAUUCUCCAUUAAACAAGAAUGAGAGUCAAAAUUUGGAGAGCAAUCAGAUAGUGCUUAGAGAUGCUGCUGAAUCAUCAUGA